AUGGCAUCACCAUCGGCAUCGUCCACCGGCUCGCCCGUCCCUGGCACUCGGCCCGACCGUCGCCGAGACAGCAACACUCCGGAUACAGCUUCCACGUCGCUCCCCCGGAUCCUUUGGAGCCUGCAGGUGCCUCUGUACAUCACCCACGCGUCCAAAUCGACGGACCCAUUCAUCGUCUCGGUGCCGCGCUUCAGCUACCUGGCGCUGCUGGUGCCCCGCCUGACCGCCUACUAUGGCCUGCCCUGCUCCAGCUUCCACCACGAGGAGAUCCAGCUCCGCAACCUGGCCGUCGGCCUCCUGGUCGACCUAUACCAACCCGCCUCCCUGCCCUGGCGGCUGGUGGUCAGCGACGGGCCGGAAUGGGACAUCGCCGACACCUUCACCAACUCGGCCAAGGAGGCCGACUUUGUCCGGAAUGGAAACGCCAAGCAGAUCAUGAGCCUGUCCAAGGAGCAUAGCACCGCAUUGUGGAACGCCGUCCAGGAUAAUGACUAUGCCGCCUUCAACAAAGUCAACAGCCUCCUCCUCAACGCGCCCACUCCGCUCAAGAACGUCCCCAUCCGCAUCUACAUCCCCUCCUCGCCGAGAGAGGCAAGCGGCGCCGCGCCAGCCUCUUUUAAGGUCGUUCAGACGCUGGUGCCGCCGAGAUUGCCCAACAGGGCGCCGCAAACGCUGGGCGCCGCCCUAAAGAGCAUUCUCCCAACGCUCUUCCCCAGUAGUCGGGAUCCCGUCCUGGCAAACGUGCUGCUCCAUGGCGGGCCAGUGCCCUUCCGGGCGCCGUUGGAGGAACUGAUGCGCGAGGCUGCCUACCCUGACGGGUGGCUAUGUUUUUGUGUCGUUCUGUUAUGA
Messenger RNA from Thermothelomyces thermophilus ATCC 42464, 849 nucleotides. RefSeq lists its product as uncharacterized. The transcript has 3 exons. The record is from RefSeq and is a predicted model, not a curated record. The coding region runs from base 1 to 849 and encodes 282 amino acids. Gene Ontology annotation, cellular component: phagophore assembly site membrane; Atg12-Atg5-Atg16 complex; cytoplasm. Lineage: Eukaryota; Fungi; Ascomycota; Sordariomycetes; Sordariales; Chaetomiaceae. Gene Ontology annotation, biological process: C-terminal protein lipidation; nucleophagy; autophagy of mitochondrion.